AGGGCCUCUUUCGCCGCCGCCGCCGCCGCCAGCCAGCCAGCUUCUUCCCAGGACCAUAGGCCACUCCAGCCUCAGCUUCUCCUGGCCCCCUCCCUGUGUCUGUUCCUGUCCCCGAGCCUCUGGCCUCUGAUGCCUUCAGGAGCUUGGGCCUCUCCUGCUCCACUCCUAAACUUCAGCUUCUCAGCAAACAGGCCUCCCAAGUCCCUGCUUCUCCCUCUCAGGCCUUGCUAACCUCACCAGCUCUAGGGCCUGGCCAGGCCUCCCAGGCUCCCUCCUCCACCCCAACCCCUUCUCACUCAUGGAGCCCUUGGGACUGGUCGUGCAUGGGAAAGCUGAACCUUUUUCCGCAGCACUCCGAAGCCUUGUCAACAACCCGCGAUACAGUGAUGUUUGCUUCGUGGUUGGUCAAGAACGGCAGGAGGUAUUUGCCCAUCGGUGCUUGUUGGCCUGUAGAUGCAACUUCUUCCAGCGACUUCUGGGCACAGAGCCAGGCCCCGGGGUGCCCAGUCCUGUGGUGCUAAGCACUGUGCCAACUGAGGCCUUCCUGGCAGUGCUGGAGUUCCUAUAUACCAACAGUGUCAAGCUGUACCGCCACUCUGUGAGCCUGCUGACCAGGGGCCUGGGUGGGAGAGGUGGGGGGUGCCAGAGGCAGGAGUUUGCCCAUUACACUGUGGGCACAGGGCAGGGGAAACUCCCUUCCACUCCCCCAACCACCCACUCUACAGGUGCUGGAAGUGCUGACAGCGGCUGUGGAGUAUGGGCUGGAGGAACUGAGAGAGGUGGGUUUUUGUGCCAGGUCCCUGUCUCAUUUCCCUUGCUUCUCACGGGCUCACUUCCCGCCCUGCCUCACACACACUCUGGCCUGGAGAGGAACGUGUGCCCACACAGAGAGAAGUAUGUAUAUCUCUCCCAACUGUGCCUGCAGUUUGUGGUGAAGGUGCUGGAUGUGGACUUGGUUUGUGAGGCCCUGCAGGUGGCCGUAACCUUUGGCCUGGGGCAGCUGCAGGAGCGCUGCGUGGCUUUCAUAGAGGCCCACAGCCAGGAGGCCCUCCGGACCCGAGGCUUCCUGGAGCUGUCGGCGGCCGCGCUGCUGCCCCUGCUCCGCAGCGACAAGCUCUGCGUGGACGAGGCUGAACUGGUCCGCGCGGCCCGAAGCUGGGCGCGCGUGGGCGCGGCGGUGCUGGAGCGGCCGGUGGCUGAGGUGGCGGCCCCGGUGGUGAAAGAGCUGAGACUAGCCUUGCUGGCCCCGGCGGAGCUGAGCGCCCUGGAAGAGCAGAACCGGCAGGAACCACUCAUCCCGGUGGGGACGCGGGGAACCGGCCCAGCUCCACUCAGCAGGGGGUGGAGCAGAUUGUGGAGGCGUGGAAAUGCCAUGCCCUGCGGAGAGGGGAUGAGGCCCGGGGCGCCCCGUGUCGCCGCCGGAGAGGCACCCUGCCCCGGGAGCAUCACCGCUUUCUGGACCUGUCCUUCAAAUGAUCCAACGCCGGGACUCGCAGGGAGCCCUCGACCCGCCCAGCUGAGCCUGCCCCAAACUACAGCUCCCGAAGUGCUCGGCGUUCGGAGCGGGCUUCCGUUCCCAGCGUGCCCAGUGAGCCGGGCGCCGGAAGAACCGUUGUCUGCCACGCGCAGCCCCUUGUGCGGGAUCAAGCCCGUGUGGGCGAGGUGGGGUCGGGCCGGGCAGGGCUUGGGCUGGGCCUCCCUGAGGGGGUGAAACUCGAAAACGAGGAUUUCCUUCGUUCCACACCCUGACUCUACGCCCUGCCCCUGGGCAUUGUCGUCUACUAGUCUAUUCUGAUGACUCCCACAUAUCUAUCUGUUCAGCUCAGCUCCCUCUUUCUUUUCUUUUUCUUUCUCUUUCUUUCUUUCUUUCUUUCUUUCUUUCUUUCUUUCUUUCUUUCUUUCUUUCUUUCUUUCUUUUUCUUUCUUUCUCUUUCCUUCCUUCCUUCCUUCCUUCCUUCUUUCUUUCUCUUUCUCUAUCUCUUUCUUUCUUUCUUUCUUUCUCUCCUCUCUCUUUUUUUUGAGACGGAGUCUCGCACUCUCGCCCAGGCCGGAGGGCAGUGGUGCCAUCUCGGCUCACUGCAAGCUCCGCCUCCCGGGUUCACGCCGUUCUCCUGCCUCAGCCUCCGGAGUAGCUGGUACUACAGGCGCCCAUCACCACGCCCGGCUAAUUUUUUUGAAUUUUUAGUAGAGACGGAGUUUCACCGUAUUAGCCAGGAUGGUCUCGAUCUCCUGACCUUGUGAUCCGCCCGCCUCGGCCUUUUUUUUUUUUUUUUUGAGACAGAGUCUUGCUCUGUCGUCGAGGCUGGAGUGUAGUGGUGCGAUUUCGGCUCACUUCAAACUCCGCCUCCCGGGUUCAAGCGAUUCUCGUGCCUCAGCCUCCUGAGUAGCUGGGAUUACAGACAUGCACCACAACGCCCGGCUAAUUGUUGUAUUUUUAGUAGAGACGGGGGUUUCACCAUGUUGGCCAGGUUGGUCUCGAACUCCUGACUUCAUGUGAUCCGCCAGCCUCGGCCUCCCAAAGUGCUGGGAUUACAGGUGUGCGCCACCAUGCCCGGCCUCAGCUCCUUCUUUCAUUCCAGACCUGCCCCCCUGGAGAUCGCUCCCUGAAUGCCCCUCAGACACCACAGGCUCGGCGAGAAAUUGAUCUCCCCAGCUUUUCCCCAGCUCUGCCCCCAUCGUGUUUCUCAUUUCCGUGGACACCCACGCCAGAAACCUGGAUCUCAUCCUUGCCUUAUCGCUCUUCACACCUGCCUUAGGUCUCUUUUUACCUUGUAAGAGACCUUAAGAGACCUUUCCAGUUGGUUCAGUUCUCUCAGCCCCAGGUUCAACCUGUCCUGUCUGACACGUCUCACAGCCUUCCUGCCUUCACUCCAGCGCCCCCUCAAUCCAUUUCCCACAGUGCAGCCAGACCUGUUUUUGAUUGUCAGUCCUAUGGGGCUUAAGUCCUGGAACAUCCCAUUGACCUCCAGGACAAAAUUCAAUCUAUUUCACUUUCAGGGCACUCAAAACUACUAGUGAGUGGUUCCUCACCUCUUCUCUCAAAUACAAUCUUUGUAUAAAUUCAUUUAUCCUGGAGGUAUUAGUCCUCUAGCUCCAUACCUUACUCAGUUACUGCAGACCCCUCUGCUACCUCCUUCAUUCACUAUACAUCUUGUUUUCCCGAGGAUGUGAAUCUCCCUCAAGAAAGAUCCCUGGGGCCUGGAGUGGUGUCUUACUCGUUUCUGCUUCCUCAGUCUCUGUCAGAUAAUCAGUGCUAUGUAAAUGUUAAGUAAAUGACUUUAUUUAUUUA
Molecule: messenger RNA, 3289 nt
Organism: Homo sapiens (human)
Lineage: Eukaryota; Metazoa; Chordata; Mammalia; Primates; Hominidae
Gene: BTBD19
Product: BTB domain containing 19
Exons: 7
Coding region: 299-1711 (470 amino acids)
Source: RefSeq, a predicted model, not a curated record